AUGCCGAUAGCGUGUCGCGGUAGAUGCCUGGUUAGAGCAUGCGCAGUUGAGCGAGAGGACUUUUAUCUGUGUGUGUUGUCUAUUGAUUUGAUGCCAUUGUGUACGUCAGUUACAGAACAAGGAUAUUGUAAAAAGCACCCUGUGUCUAGAUACUUUGAUAUAAUGAGUGAGACGGUAAAAUCUGAAAACGUAACACAGUCGGAAAUGCAGCCCGGCUAUUGUUCUGCAACAUGCACAGAUAAAGCAUGUCUGCAGCAAGAGAUUAAAACACCAGAGUUGAAAACCUCCGAUAAGUUUGCUACUUGUAACCUACCUAAGAGAUUUGAACAUCCUCAUUGGUUUAACGGCUACGGCUGUCAAGUCAGCAAGCAACAUCCCUUCUAUAGAACAUCGGCGAGCGAAUACGGAUGGUACCCACCAGGAUACCACUCAGUGCCAUCCGUGUUCUUUCCUGCCGGCCAGACCUUUACAAACCGCCUCGCAGCCGCGGGCAUGUAUCGCAACUACAGCCUCAACACUGGCAUGGACCCUGUCGGAUACCGU
Molecule: messenger RNA, 543 nt
Organism: Brenthis ino (lesser marbled fritillary)
Lineage: Eukaryota; Metazoa; Arthropoda; Insecta; Lepidoptera; Nymphalidae
Source: the annotation of a GenBank genome assembly